Molecule: messenger RNA, 5053 nt
Organism: Osmerus eperlanus (European smelt)
Lineage: Eukaryota; Metazoa; Chordata; Actinopteri; Osmeriformes; Osmeridae
Product: NLR family CARD domain-containing protein 3-like
Exons: 13
Coding region: 505-4011 (1168 amino acids)
Biological process (GO): intracellular signal transduction
Molecular function (GO): protein binding
Source: RefSeq, a predicted model, not a curated record
UCGGUGUGUCGAUUGAUGAGAUAACCUGGCAUCAGCAGCAGAGAGUUCUGGAGGUGCCCACAUCUCAAGGUCCACCACUGGACAUUUUGAACCCAAAUCCUACAACAUUGUUUUGAACUCAAGAACUUCUACUGACAAUACUUCUAGUAAUGUGUGGGACGAUUCCAGUCCAGCUGCAUGGUUGAACGAUGGACAGUUGUGAUAAACAAGUACACAUGACUCUCCUACAAGAGUAUGAAAGGAGAAUGUGUUAUGGUGUAUUUAGUAAAUGAAACAUUGUAUAUAGUCCAAUCAGAUUCUAUAUUGACCCCCCCGAAAGGAGUCAAAAGAGUCACUUGAAGGGAUUUAGGACUGGAGACUGAGAUCCCCCGAAAAUCACAUGAAAUAUAUUAUGAUUCAUAUAAAGUGAAAUCCUAUGACUUACUUUUCACAGCAAUGUCUUUUUUUAAUAAUACUGUUGUACUUUUUAACAUUGUCUGAAGUAAGGAAAACAGAAGUGAAUGCAUGGAGACCGAAGGGAAGGUAGAAGCGAGGGAGACAAAACGGAAGAGGACCGAGAAGAACCGAAAACGGCCGGAAGAUGAUAAGAAGAGAGAAAAGGUGCCAAAUCCAUUAGCUGACAAGAAAGAAGAGGACAAUGAUGAAGAACCAUGUUGUUCCCAGAGUGCCUCGAGUCUCUCCACCUCUUGUGAUAGUCCGAGGUACUUUUCUGAGACUAAGAGGAAAUGUGCAGACAGAGAUAUGACAGCAUGCAACAUGGGGCAUCAGAGAGCAGCUCUUUCGUGCUCCAACGCAGCCAGUGGUGGAAGCAUCGUCAUCUCCCCCAGCUUUAUCAACUCCAGUGUUCAGAAUGUUAAUAUCAAGCUUUCCACUGGGGUUCAGACAAAAGACAUUAUUUGCCAGGCAGCACAAUGUGGUGACACAAAACCAGCGAUUGACACGUUCAAAGAGAAGAAUAAAGCUCGUCUGAGGAAGGAGUUUGUUGAGACGUCGGAGGGAACUGAACAUGAGAAGAUUCCUCUCAAUAGCAUCUUCACCCCACUAUAUGUCACUGAAGGGGAGAGUGAAGGGGUCAACAAAGAACACGAGAUCAUGCACAUUAAAUAUCCAUCCUCUGGGAAACAAUUUUCAGACAAGCCAAUCCAGUGUAAUGACAUCUUCAAAGCCCAACCUGACCAAGUGAAAGAGAUCCUGACUGUGCUGAUGAAGGGCAUCGCUGGCAUCGGAAAAACGGUCUCAGUGCAAAAGUUCAUCCUAGACUGGGCAGAAGGGAAAGCCAAUCAGGAUGUAGAUUUCAUCUUUGUGCUUCCAUUCCGAGAGCUGAAUUUGAUCAAAGGAGACCGCAGUCUUUAUGGUCUUCUGAAUGAAUUUCACCCGGAGCUUAAAGAGAUAGACGACAUGCAGAUCUUUGAGUCCCACAAAGUGCUGUUCAUCUUUGAUGGUCUUGAUGAAACCAGAUUACCACUGGAUUUCCCAAACAAUGAGAGAGUAUCUGAUGUCACAACAAAAUCUCCAGUUGAUGUUCUGCUGACCAACAUCAUGAAGAAGAAUCUUCUUCCCUCUGCUCUCAUCUGGAUAACCUCCAGACCUGCAGCCGCCAGUCAGAUCCCUCGCAGAAUCGUCAACAUCAACCUGGUGACAGAGGUCAGAGGGUUUACAGAAGAACAGAAGAAUGAGUACUUCAUGAAGAGAUUCUUUGACAACGAGGAGCUGGCUAAAAUAAUCAUCUCACACAUCAAGAAGACAAGAAGCCUCCACAUCAUGUGUUACAUUCCUGUUAUGUGUUGGAUUUCGGCCAAGGUUCUCGAACACAUGUUGAGUGAAAACGAGAGUGGAAAUAUCCCCACAAGUCUGACUGAGAUGUACAUUCACUUCCUGAUCACUCAAACAAAUCUAGCAAAAGAAAAGUAUCAGGGGGAAUCAAUUAUGGAUGAAGAGAAGAUUUUGGAAUUAAGUAAAGACCUGAUGCUGAAGCUAGGGAAGCUAGCAUUUGACCAGCUAAUGAAGGGGAGUCUUAUAUUCUAUGAGGAAGACCUGAAAAAGUGUGGCAUUGAUGUCAACGAAGCUGCAGUGAAGUGUGGACUGUGCACCGAAAUCCUGAAGGUAGAGCGAGGCCUUUAUAGGAAGAAGGUGUACUGCUUUGUGCACCUGAGCUUUCAGGAGUUCCUUGCAGCUCUCUAUGUGUACUACUGCUGUGUAAACAAGAACAUCAGUGCACUGGAGUCUCUCCUGGAGAACGUGUCCUCAGAGCAACCCUUGCACGAGUUGCUGAAGAGAGUCGUGGAUAAAGCUCUGCAGAGUAAGAAUGGACACCUAGACCUUUUCCUCCGCUUUCUCCUUGGCAUCUCACUGGAGUCCAACUUGACUCUCUUGCAGGGCCUUCUGCCACAGAUCGAGAACUCUGAGACUGUCGAGGAGAUGAGGAAAUACCUGAGGAGGCCAGAUGUAGCGAACAUCUUACCAGAGAGGCAUGUCAAUCUCUUCCUCUGCUUGACCGAGAUGAAAGACAGCACAGUAAAUGAAGACAUUCACAAGUUCCUCUUGUCGCGAGAUCGUGACGUCGAUGCACUCUCGGGGGAUCACUGCUCAGCACUGGCCAACGCACUUCUAAUGUCACCAGGCGUGCUGGAUGAGAUGGAUCUAAGGAAAUACAACAUUGGGUACUACAAUUAUGACAGACUAAUGCCAGCUGUAGCGAAAUGCAAAAAAGCCCUGCUGACCGAUAUUAGACCCAGCCAUGAGGACUGGGUAUCACUGGCCUCCUCCCUCCAGUCACCAGACUGUCCUCUGAGAGAGCUGGACCUCAGAGGGAUUAGGCUGUCCGGUGACGACCUGAGUGUUGUCUUCUCUGUCUUGAAGGGUCCACCUUGUAAACUGGAGACACUCAGACUGACGGCCAUGGAAAUUAGUAAAAAGGACUAUUCAUCACUGGCCUCCUCCUUCCAGUCACCAAACUGUCCUCUGAGAAAACUGUACCUUGUGGGGAUUAAGCUAUCUGCGGAUGACCUGAGUGCUGUCUAUGAUGCCCUGAGAGGUCCACUCUGUAAACUGAUGAUACUGAGGCUGAAAAGGUGCUUCCUGACCGAGGACAGUUAUGGGAUGUUGGCUUCAGCCCUCAGCUCAAACUGUCACCUAAAAGAGUUGGACCUGAGUCACAGUGAACUGUCGAAUUCAGGGGUGAAGAUACUCUCGGAUGGACUGAGGAGUCCACACUGUAGACUGAAGAUAUUGAGGCUGGCAUUCUGUAGAGUCACAGAGGACGGCUGCGCUGAUCUGGCUUCAGCUCUCAGCUCAAACUGCCACCUGAGGGAGUUGGAUCUGAGCUACAAUCACCCAGGAAACACAGGAGUUAAUCUGCUCUCAGAUCCACACUGUAGACUGGAGAAACUCAAUGUGGACCAUAAUGACGAGAUCUGGGUGAAACCACAGAUGCUUAGGAAGUAUACCUGUUAUCUAACGCUGGACCCCAACACAGCUACCGGACACCUUUCUUUGUCGGAGAACAACAGAAAGGUGGAGUAUGUGGAGGAGGACCAGCCAUAUCCUGAUCACCCAGAGGGGUUGGAUGGAGAACCUGAGGAUCAGGUGCUGUGUAGAGAAGUCCUGACUGGGCGCCAUUACUGGGAGGUGGAGAUGGAAGGGAAGAACUAUUCGGCCAUGAUAGGAGUGACAUACGGAAGCAUCAAGACAAAAGGGAAUAAUGCUUCUGUUGGACAAAAUGAUGCAUCCUGGGGCCUUUUCUGUGGUGGACAGAGCCCGUCUGUCUGGCACGAUAAUGAGCAGACUGACAUACCUGACUGGUUACCUCUACCUAUCAGAGUAGGAGUUUAUCUGGACUGGCCAGCUGGCAUUCUGUCUUUCUACAGCAUCUCCUCUGACACACUGACCUGCCUGUACACAUUCCACACCACAUUCACAGAGCCCCUUCAGCCAGUGUUUGGGUUAGAUGAUGAUACCUCAGUGACCCUGUGCCAGGUAGAGUACAAUGGCUUGAACGUGCCACAGGAGUGACAAUGCUUUCUGGACCCUCAUCUUAAAGAUAGCGCGGCACUAAUGAUGAGCGGAUAUUUCCCAUAGUGCUUUUGGAACCGGGGCCCUAGGUUCUGGAUCUAGGGUCUGGUCCCAGGCUCCAGUAGGCAGUAGCCUAUCCAAGGAGUGACAAAAGCUGAUCGUUCAUCUGGCAGAAGGUUGUAGUUCUUCAGGACCUGAAUGAAUGAUAUCUCCUUCUUCUGCCUUGUGGGUUUGGGCUGGGGAAGCCCGGCCGGAACCCGAGAGACGUCACUAUUCCUCCUGAAGCCAGCAGGGGCAGCCAGACCUCCAGCCCGGAUGGGAACCAGGGGCUUGAGGUAACCAGGGGCUUCAGGUAGCCAGGGGCUUCAGGUGACCAGGGGCUUGAGGUAACCAGGGGCUUCAGGUAACCAGGGGGUUCAGGUAACCAGGGGCUUCAGGUGACCAGGGGCUUGAGGUAACCAGGGGCUUCAGGUAACCAGGGGGUUCAGGUAACCAGGGGCUUCAGGUGACCAGGGGGUUCAGGUAACCAGAGGCUUCAAGUCCCAUGGCCCGUCAGUCCCCCGUGGUCGGGCUUUUGGGGCGACAUCAGGGGGUGGAGGCCGAGGCAGAAAGACCAGAGGGGCAAGAGCUGGGGCUCUGGUGCAGGAGGCUUUCACGAGGGCCUCGUUGACCCCUCCACUCUCCAGCAGCAGGCUGUAACGUCUGGGUGGAACACCAGUGAGCCUUUGUCCAAACCUGUUCAGGUUCAGGCUGGGGAAUCGACUCAUCUGCUAGGAGGAAGAAUAUCUGAUAAAUACAUAAAUACACAAACAGUUUGUUUAUUCCUGUAAUCUUGAGAAUGUACAUGUCGUUUUUUAUAUUGUAUAUUAUGGCUAUUUUUUUUUAAUUCAAAAUGUUUACAUACUUAGCAUUAGUUAGACUUUGUACCUUUAGUAUAGUUAGACCACAUAUUUAAGAUUCCUAUAUGUUGAUUGUUGAAUGAAUGCACCUUGUAAUGGACUGUGCAAACUUUCAUGGCGAUUAAAACCCUUUCUGAUUCUGA